AUGUACCACGAAGGGCAGGACCGAGAGCGCCGCAAGGCCCGGGAAGAGUCUACGGAGCUGGCCCUAAAAAGCCAAUACCCUGUUCCGGAAGCGCCAAAGAAAGAGGCCUCUGGUGGUCCAUCCCUCAUCGAGUUUAGCACAGAGGCCCGGGAUGAUCCCAAUGAAGGCCUCAACUUUGGUGACAUGCCGGAGCGCUGCACCUGCAUGCACUGCGAGCGCUCAGUUGUAACCUUCAUCGACUAUGAGGCCUCGUGGGUCACCUGGCUGUUGGCUAUUGUCGUUUGGUUCAGCCUUGGGUGGAUGGCCUUUUGGGUCCUCCCACUCCUUUGGCCAGCCUUCAAGGAUGUUGUCCACCACUGCCCACGGUGCUUGAACGUCAUCGCGCGAAAGUCGCGCAUUUCGUUCCCAACAUUCCGCACGGAGGUGUGCAGCUUGAAAGUUGGCAACUGCGCUGUAGUGUUGGCUCGGAAAUAUGUCAUCAUUUUCCUCGGGCUGGUGUUCACCAUUGUUGCGGUCUAUCUCAUGCGAUCGUUUGUCCACGUGAAUGGUGCGGCGCCAGAGGUCCACAAGGGCACUCCCUCCAUGCUGACCUGGGAGGACUUCCUCUUUGACUGCGGCCCCAAGUCCUCCUUGAGGUCACGCGGCAGCUCCGCCGUGGUCUUUGAUGAGAAGUAUCGCCGGCGAACUUUUACAUGGCAGGGCGAGGUCCGUGUGAUUCGCGAAGGCUUCGAGGUCUUAUUCGUGCGCACAAAGAGUGUGCUGAUGGUGCGCAUGUACCCCUCUCGCUUUCCGCGUCGCGAUCUUCCGGAUGUGGCUUUGCUCUUCAGCGAUUCUCUCAACAAGGAGAUUGCGGAGCUGACGCCGGGUGACUGGGUGGAGUUCGAGGCAACCAUGACCUUGCAUGGAUAUCGUGGGGAUCCCGAGUUGAUGACGCUUUGGCACAUCAAGCGUGUUGAGCCGCCGACACCGCUCUCGAGCUCGGCUGCUCGAGGCCUCUUACUGCUGUUGCUGGAGCAUAGUGCCGGUACGCGUUUAGCAGAGUAG
This is a messenger RNA of Symbiodinium natans, 1044 nucleotides long. NCBI's taxonomy places the organism in Eukaryota, Dinophyceae, Suessiales, Symbiodiniaceae. The record is from the annotation of a GenBank genome assembly.